Molecule: messenger RNA, 1497 nt
Organism: Penicillium verhagenii
Lineage: Eukaryota; Fungi; Ascomycota; Eurotiomycetes; Eurotiales; Aspergillaceae
Exons: 3
Coding region: 1-1497 (498 amino acids)
Biological process (GO): transmembrane transport
Molecular function (GO): transmembrane transporter activity
Source: RefSeq, a predicted model, not a curated record
AUGCCAUCCCAAAAGAACUGGCCGCAAUGGAGGAAAUACCUGAAUCUUGGGCUGGUCUCUUACUAUGUGAUGAUGGUCUUCGCACUAAUUGAUGUAGCAACUGUGACAUGGGGAUCAAUGAACGAAGAGCUGGGCUUCAGCUUCGCGCUACUGAAUGACAGUUAUGCUGCUGGGUGUGGAGCAUUAUGCAUCGGCGGCAUAAUCCUGAUCCCGUUUGCUUUGAAAUUCGGCCGGCGACCAAUAUACAUAUUCAGCACUGCCGUUCAGUGUGGAAUCAGUGUAUGGUCUGCCAAAAUGGAGACUGUUGCAGACCUGAUGCUGGUCAAUGUCUUGAGCUGCAUAGUUGGUGCUCUGGCGGAGGUCCUGGUUCAAAUGACUGUUGCGGAUGUCUUCUUCGUCCACGAGAGAGGUCUCAUGAACACAAUCUACUUUUGGGUCAUGACCGUCGGUACUACAUUGGCUCCUCUUGCAGGUGGAUUUAUUACACUCUCACAGGGAUGGCGUUGGGUUUGGUGGUGGAUGGUUAUUCUAUUUGGUGUUGGGUUCGUCAGCUUUGUUUUCUUCUACGAGGAGACGAUGUUUAACGCCCCACCCAUCAAUGGUUUAUCUGUGCCCGAAGCAACAUUGGAUAAAAAAGAUAAACUCGACACAGAACCAGUCAAAGGGACUCUUGAUUCCCAUGCUGUCGCACUGCAGUCCGAGAUCGUUGAGGUUGACCAAUCCAUCCCCCACAAGACAUACUUAAAAAAGCUGUCUUUGUGGACCAACUCGCCCAUGCCUUUUGGCCAAUUGUUAAAACACAGCUACCAGCCAUUUUUGAUACUCUUCAGUUUUCCAGCAGUCUUUUUCAUGGCCGUCCAAUACGGUAUCAUGACAACCUGCACGACCGUUCCCGUCACCACUCUUUCCUCCGUCAUGACACUGCCACCUUAUAACUUUGGCUCUGCUCAGAUCGGUUUGAUGGGGAUUCCGCCGUUCCUCGGCACCAGUCUAGGAGCACUGGUUUGUGGACCGUUGAGUGAUUAUAUCGCUCUUUACCUGGCCAAACGAAACAAGGGUAUCUUCGAGCCAGAGAUGCGUCUUUGGCUUUCUUUGGUAUUCAUGCCCUUGGUCCCGGCGGGUUUAUUCAUGUUUGGUAUUGGAUUAAACAACGGAUCCCAUUGGCUCUUACCAGCCUUCGGACUUGGACUUGUAGGAUUCGGCACUGUCCCGGCCUGCAGUGCCGCCUUGACCUACCUGACGGAUGCAUACACCGACGUUAUUGCGGACUCAGUCGUUGGAGUGACCUUCAUUCGAAACCUGAUUUCUACCGUCUUUGUUUUUGCCCUUGACCCUUGGGUCAAUCGGGUUGGACUAUCAUGGUUCUACGUUACCUUUGGUCUUAUUGCUACAGUUAUUCUUCUCGGAAACUUCAUAUUCGUUUACAUUGGGAAGAAGUUUCGGGUGAAGACUGCAGGAAGAUACCGUCAUUAUAGCGAGCAGAGUACCGAUUGGUAA